This is a messenger RNA of Rhipicephalus microplus (southern cattle tick), 678 nucleotides long. RefSeq names its product decapping and exoribonuclease protein. Gene Ontology annotation, biological process: nuclear-transcribed mRNA catabolic process; NAD-cap decapping. Gene Ontology annotation, molecular function: mRNA 5'-diphosphatase activity. Gene Ontology annotation, cellular component: cytosol; nucleus. The record is from RefSeq and is a predicted model, not a curated record. Lineage: Eukaryota; Metazoa; Arthropoda; Arachnida; Ixodida; Ixodidae.
AUGCCAGGCUCCACGCUAGAAGUGACGCUUGGAGUAAGGGAUAUUUAUGGCGCUGCGGACACGGACAACGUGCGCCUGCUGAUGCAUAACAGCAUAAACCUACUCCCGGACUUCGUCAUCUGUCGGUCUUCUGUGGCGAAACUGCUGAGAACGCCGUUCAGCGAGGAGGCCUGGCAGUUCGUGGCUUGUCGUUUCUACGGCGUUGUCUUCGUUCAGCACCUGUUGACGCACAAGGUGCGUGACGAUCACUAUCACUGCAUGAAGGACCUGCAAGACGACCUCAGGUCUUACUGGGGUCUCAAGUUUCCGGAGUACAUGUCCAGCUCCACUCCUGGCACCGACCCGGACGUGGACGCAGUGCUUAACGAGCUGGAAGAGUACAAGGUCGUCGUUCGCAACUGCCUUGGGUCUCACACGCUCUUGAUGGGCGCCACAAUCAAGGCGGUGGACCCGAGAUACGAACCCGGCUCGCCAAAAGGGUACGUCGUGUUCCGGACCCAGCGAAUGUUUCCUACCGACAGGCAGUGGUUCAACUUUAGAAGACACAAGCUCUUGGAAUGGUGGUGCUAUUCGGUGCCGAUUGGCGUCCCACGUGUGAUUUGCGGCUUCCGCGAUGACGAUGGGAUCGUGCAGAGCGUGAGGGAGUUUCAAGUGCACCAGAUGCCCGAGGAAGCAAGG